Neoarthrinium moseri is the source of this 489-nucleotide messenger RNA. RefSeq lists its product as uncharacterized. The coding region runs from base 1 to 489 and encodes 162 amino acids. Lineage: Eukaryota; Fungi; Ascomycota; Sordariomycetes; Amphisphaeriales; Apiosporaceae. The record is from RefSeq and is a predicted model, not a curated record. The transcript has a single exon.
AUGGCAAUAGAUGAAAUACCGCCACCACCCUACGAGGCUAAUCGUGGAUGGCAACCCGACCUUUUCCCUCUUGAGCGUAUCUCGCAAGCUACAGUAGCGACUACAAACCCGACCCACAGUCGCCAGUCUGGUCUGCGAGGUCGCACCAAGUAUCAGAUGCUUGGAUGCCUUUCAAUAUUGUUCAUGGUGACGCUGAUCGCACUCAUAUCGUGGUCCGUUUCCGUGAGCACUUCAGCAGGGCCAGCACAUCCAGCUUCAUCACUGCCAACUUCGUCGACCAACCCGGUCCAAUACCACUCAAAGUUCAAACGAGAAGGGCAGGAACUUGUCGAGACCAUGAAAGGGCCUGGGCUCUUGGCUUUCUCCGUUGUCAUGCUUGCUACUUGCCUGGCCCUCUCAGCCUUUUUGUGCGUCAUGCGUACUCAAGAUCUGCUUGAAGGUCAGUUGAAGCCAGACCGUCUCCGUUGGGAUCUGGAGCAGGAAGAGUAA